Molecule: messenger RNA, 2006 nt
Organism: Cladocopium goreaui
Lineage: Eukaryota; Dinophyceae; Suessiales; Symbiodiniaceae
Source: the annotation of a GenBank genome assembly
CCCAACCUCCCGCUGCGCUUGAUGGUGGUGAUGGUGCUCCGAUGACGGUGGACACUGCAUCCAUCCCACUAUCGCUGCACCCGGCCAAAGAUGUCGACGCGUCCCAGUGUCUCUCAGGGGGCUUCUUUGACUAUGACGAACUGGAUAAAGCCUACGCUGCGCUCACCGGUGAAGCUGUUGAGACUGUUGAGACCAGUGGAGGUGAGGAUGAGGAUGGGCUCGAUUCCUUGUCAGAGGUUUGGCCAGGCGACUUGCCAGGCUUUGGAGAGGUGGAGGAUGACCUGCCGGACCUGGUUCCAGGUCCCAUGGAGCAAGGCCCCAUGGUAUGGGAGGUCUGCGUCUUGCGUUUGUUGGUGAGAAAGGCUCCAGACUUGUCGGCACCUGUGCAGGGAAUUUGUCACGAGAGGGAGCUGCUAUUUGAGGAGCAUGCUCAGAGGCCAGAUGAUUCGCCAGAAGACUGGCUAUGCUUAGAUGGGCAGUCGGGUUAUGUGCUGAAGGAUGGUAGUCGGAAGGAUUCUCGGCUUGGGAUGCUGGUGAAGCCGUUCAAGCUGCAGGGGGUGCCACCAGACUACUGCCCUUCAGUGCUUCUGACACUCAAAGACGGCUGGAGGAAAGCACGCUCAAGUCGUCCAGAUGCCAUCCAUCAUGGCCACCAUCGGGAAGGGUUGAGAUCGAUUUGCGUUCCCCUGCUGCGGCCCAAUGCCGUGGGGAAGCUGCGACAGUUGGCGGAAGACGCGGUGUCUGCGGCCUCCACCUGUGGUGGCUUUGACCUGGAUAUCUUUGAAAGUGAAUACCAGAAAGGAGUUGAAACGGUGAGGUCCGAGCAGGGCUUCUUUGCACAGGCAAGAUCCUUGUUGCAGAAAGCAGAACGGGCUGCCAAGCCUCAAAGCACGCGACAGUAUUUGCCACGCUUCGGGCUGCACCAGGAGUCCGUGCACCGGUGGAUCGAGGGAAUGCGACAACGGAUUUUGCCGAACCAGGCCGAUGCCUCGGAAGUGGUGGGAAAAGCAGCAGAGCUGCUGAGAAGAGAGGAGAACAUGGUGAAGUUGCAGGUGCCCGUCGGCUCUACUGUGCACGUGGUGGGCGAUUUGCAUGGCCAAUUCUGGGACCUGUUGCACUUGUUAGAGAUGUGUGGGGAUCCGUCGCCACGGAAUCAGUAUCUCUUCAAUGGCGACUUCGUGGAUCGAGGUCAAUUUUCCGUGGAGGUGGCCUUCCUUUUGCUGGCGCUGAAGGUGUGCUAUCCUCGUGCCGUUCAUUUGAACCGUGGCAACCAUGAGGCAACUCGAAUGAAUGCUCUCUACGGCUUUCUGCACGAGACAGAAGAGAAGUACAGCAACGAGUUGUUUCGGCUCUUCUCAGACGCUUUUACUCAUCUUCCACUUUGUACGUUGGUCAACGAUUCCGUCUUCGUGGUGCACGGCGGCCUUAGCUCCAAGGACGGUGUGAAAUUGUCGGAGAUCCAACAGCUGAAUCGGCUGCGAGAACCCGAUGAGACGGCGGAUCAGCUCAUGCUGGAUCUGCUGUGGUCGGAUCCCAUGGAUCAGUUGGGUCGGCUGCCGAGCCCCCGUGGAGGCGGGGUGCUCUUUGGCCCCGACGUCACAGAACGCUUCUGUGAGGACAACGGAUUGUGCUGUAUUAUCAGGUCCCAUGAGAUGAAACCUGAGGGCUUUGAAUGGCAGCACAUGAAUCGAUGUUUGACCAUCUUCUCUGCUCCGAACUACUGCGAUGUGUGCGGUAACCUCGGGGCUGUUUGCGACAUCACACCCUCACAGGCUCGGAAAGUCACCGUGGAUGAGUUGCACGUGCGCACCUUCGAGUGUUCUCCGCAUCCGGAUGAGCCUCACCGCGUAAAUAUGAUGUUCAGACCCUACUGACGCUGGGAGGGCGGCUGAGCAACCACGUGAUCUCCUGCUUGGUGCGAAGCCCAACGGUCGUUUUUUUUUUUCUCUGGAUGACUUUGAAACAGGAGCAGAGGCAAGAAUCUGAGACAUCUAAGUGGUUGCCGG